Molecule: messenger RNA, 1935 nt
Organism: Aedes aegypti (yellow fever mosquito)
Lineage: Eukaryota; Metazoa; Arthropoda; Insecta; Diptera; Culicidae
Exons: 2
Coding region: 1-1464 (487 amino acids)
Source: RefSeq, a predicted model, not a curated record
AUGCGCUUGGACAACAACCGAGGUGAUGCUCUUUACACGAGAGCGAUUUGCUACCGCUUGUACUCGACGCUGAACUACAAGACGGGUCUCGAUGUUACGGCUCCGCGGAAACUGAGCGAGAUUAUUUGCUUAUGUUUUAAUGAUUGUCGUCCAUUGCACCUACAACUUUUUUUAUCUCUUUGCAGUGAUCGUGAAGCGGCGGUUAUGCUAUCCAACUCCUGGCUAUACCAUUACUACACCGUCCAGUCCAAAAUGCAGUUCGGGAUCCCCUUUGAGGGAGCCACUCGAAUUCCACCCAACACUUCAUACUACCACGGUCACGGCCAUCACUCGCCCAAUUCCACUCUCCAGGCCCACGGCUACAUUGCCCCUCCCCAUCACGUGUCUUACGGAUACCAUUCUCCGGUGGGGCAAUCCAGCUCAUCUUCGGGGACCUCCCACCAUCACCAUAAUGGAACUUCUUCAUCCAUCAUCAGCCAUCACCACGGUCUAGCGGGAGAACACUAUCGACCGUACGCCUACCGUCUCGAAACGCAACCCGUAGACUACAGCAGUCAACCACCAUCCCUAGUUCCCGGACAAGUACGAUGCGAAAGCACCGGCAGUAGUCCGGGCAAUCAAACCACCAACGGUGGUCCCGACCGAAACGAAACACCUCCAACCAAAAAACGAGCCGUCGGCCGACUAGAACCCAUCUAUAUCCCGGAAAACGGGCAAGACUCGCCUGAGAGCUCCGUUACCGAACUCCAACCACCAAACCAUACCAUCAAUCACGAGCAUCACAACAGCAGCAACAACACCGCAGGCAUCGCUGGUGGAGGCGCCGGAUCCCUAAUCGGAUCCGGUGGAGUCCAAACCAUGACUCUGUCUACCUCACUGCACGCCCGUAGUAGUCGAAUUAUCAAAGCUCCUCCUCCGUCCACCAUCACCGAACCUACCGACUUCAUCGACCAGUGGAACCCAAGUCCGCCUUGGUCCGAUACCACCGUCCAAAAAGUCCCAGACAUCUCCCAUCAGGAGCUCAGUCCUUACAUGACGACCACUCCUCCAACCCCCACAAGCGCCCCACACGUCACCGGUGUCCCCACCACUUUCUCCUUCGACUGGAUGCCGGAACAGUUCGUCCCCAUCAUGACGGACUGUCCACCGCACCCACUGUCCUGCACACUCACCCAAGACGGCAUCCCUGUGCCAAUGUCCCUCCCGAUGCCUGUGCCGCUGCAAAUCCCUCCUCCCCCGUGGCCAUCGGAUCAUCGACUCCUAUCGCUGGAAGGCAGUGGUUCGUCCUCAACCGGUCCUCAAGUGGACCGCAAACCUGCCGAAGAACGGCAAUCGCAGCAUCAUCUCCACCAACACCAACACCAUCCCCAUCUUCAUCAGCAUCAUGCAAGUUCUUCGACCUCCUCCUCGUCAUCGUCGUCCACAGGCCUGGACAGCCAUCGGGAACUCAAACGAUCUCAUUGACACAACAGCAAACAGUAUUCUUUUAAUCCCCCUUUGUGUUAGAACGUUCGACGCAUCGAAUCCAGUAUCAGUAUUCUACUAGUAUUCCUAUCGAGGUACAAAUCACCCAGACGCGUUUAAGUAUUCCGUAAGUAGUUGCAGAGGCUGUACGCCAAGUAGAUUGUUGUUUGUAGUGUAGAUUUUAAGGAAAAGUGUUUCUAUUCUUGUGUAAAGGAGACUCAACUCGGUCCCCCUAGUUGCAAUGUAAAUGUGCAAUUCUGUAAUUAGUAACGAGAGAAAAAAAAAGUGUCCUAAAUUCGUCCAUCAAUCUGAACGAUGGACGAUGACGUUAAACGUGCAUUUCUUCUUCCAAUUGCGAUUCCUUCAGUAGUGCCUAUUUAUUUACCAGCAGUAUUUUUAUUUAUUUAUUUUUAUCGAUGCAUGUCCAGUGAGCAUGACAUUUCUCUGUGAAUAAAUUUAUCGUUUUGUAAA